This is a messenger RNA of Thalassophryne amazonica, 1181 nucleotides long. It is a transcript of the gene mgmt, whose product is annotated as O-6-methylguanine-DNA methyltransferase. Gene Ontology annotation, cellular component: nucleus. The transcript has 5 exons. Lineage: Eukaryota; Metazoa; Chordata; Actinopteri; Batrachoidiformes; Batrachoididae. Gene Ontology annotation, molecular function: methylated-DNA-[protein]-cysteine S-methyltransferase activity. The record is from RefSeq and is a predicted model, not a curated record. The coding region runs from base 103 to 669 and encodes 188 amino acids. Gene Ontology annotation, biological process: DNA repair.
CAGGAAGUUUUCCUUACCGAUUGUGUUGCAGAAGGACGAGAAGAAGGAAGCGAACAGACGCCUGCGGGUGCUUUAAUCUUCGCUGUAAAGCAGGGCAGCGAGAUGAAGCAGCAGAGGGAGAGCCAGUGUACUCAGAAGACCAUCUCAUUGCUGAGCCCCCUGGGGACGAUCCAAGUCAGUGGAUGUGAGAAUGGUGUGCACACCAUCCAGAUCCUAAUGGAUGUCGCACCUGCUGAAAGGAGCAGCGAGGCCCCUCUGAGCUGUGUGGUCAACGAUAGCCCGGCUGAAACGAGCCCCGAGUUGCAGCGCUGCGUCGAAUGGAUCCAGGCAUACUUCAGCGAGCCGCAGACCACUGGGAGUCUCCCGCUCCCCGCCUUUCACCACCCCGCCCUGCGAGGAGACGCGUUCACCAGCCGCGUGUUGCACAUUCUUCUGAGGGAUGUAAAGUUUGGAGAGACUGUCUCGUACAAACGCCUCGCCGAGAUGGCGGGAAACCCCAGAGCGGUGCGAGCAGUGGGAGGAGCCAUGAGAAGUAACCCAGUUCCUCUCCUCAUCCCCUGCCAUCGAGUCAUUUCCAGCAGCGGGCACAGUGGGCCGUACAUGAGCGGUAAAGGCGACCAUCUCAAACAAUGGCUGCUCGCCCACGAGAGGCAAAGAGAGGACGGCUGAAGCACGACAGGGCUCAGAGCGCCCUCCAUGUGGUGCUCACGCCAGGGCAGCGUCUUCCUCUUCUUUCUUUUUUAAAACAACCAAACAACUCCACAAACUUUCAGUACGCUUGCCUGUGGACCAGUUGCUGUUACUUGUAAAUAUUCAGUUAAUAGUAGUCCUUUUAAAAAAAAAAUAAUCUAAGAAUAAAGAUGUUGCAUAGUUAAUGUGAUACAGAAUUGUUGCAGAAUUAGAAUGUACAAAAAUAACUUAAACAGAGAACAGUAGGAAUUACAAACAUAUGCUCCCAUGGGUCUCUGUUGCGUUUGCCAGAUAGUGCUGGAGUGUGUGUGUUUUUUUUUGUUUUUUUUUCUGGAGAAUUAUUAUUCCUUUAAAAAUAUGUCUCUUGCAUUGUUGUUGGUUAUUUUUUUCUCCUAAGCAGAAUUAGUCUUUGUACCUCUCGUUGGUUUUUUUUAAUUUCCUGCCAAGUAAAUGCUUUGUUCGACAUCCAGUGAUAAAGGCUGUGAAUUUUC